This is a messenger RNA of Stereum hirsutum FP-91666 SS1, 720 nucleotides long. RefSeq lists its product as uncharacterized. Bases 1 to 720 code for a protein of 239 amino acids. The transcript has 2 exons. Lineage: Eukaryota; Fungi; Basidiomycota; Agaricomycetes; Russulales; Stereaceae. The record is from RefSeq and is a predicted model, not a curated record.
AUGCAACGCGCCAUAAUUCUCAGGAGAGAGCCAGAUGACAUCCGGCAGGUGUCACAGUUGGUCAUAGCACAUUUUUCCCCGGUAUUCAGCCACUUUACCUUUCCGCAACAUGACCAAGAGAAGCUCAUCAAGUUCGUGGAUAAGUGCAUUAAAGGCCUCAAUCUGGACCGCGGGGUUAUGUUCACCACUCUCUACAUCCUUGCGCGUCUCAAAAACAGAGAACGCUCACUCUUCCUUCCAUGGCACUUCACUCCCGACGCUUCCUUCCUAUUGACCCUCGUUGUCUUGAAGCUUGCACUCAUGUCCAUAGAAGACGCAAAGUUUCUCGUCAAGGUCUGGAUCCAGGCACUUGGGAAGGCUAUCGAUCGACCAAGCGAUGCAUUACCCAGCACGCGACAAGUGAUCGAUAUCGAGGCCGAGGUUUUUCAGUAUUUGGACCACAAUGUGGACGUCACCUUCGCUUUGCCCGAUUUCGUGCGCUUCAAGCAGUAUCUGUCAACACGUCCAGACAUCCUUACAACCCUGAAGGUCGAGUUACCUAACAAACUACCUCUCAUGUUGCCUCUCCCCAAAAUCAGUCCAUCUUACUGGCGUCCCAGGAAGCCGAAGCCACCAGCUACUAGCCCGUCGCAUCCUCCUGCUAACCCCGUCCAACCUCUCGAUGAGUCACAGCCAUCAGCAUCUAAUAGUUUUGCACGCUACGCGCCUUCGCAAUGGUGA